Molecule: messenger RNA, 828 nt
Organism: Oppia nitens
Lineage: Eukaryota; Metazoa; Arthropoda; Arachnida; Sarcoptiformes; Oppiidae
Product: chymotrypsin-2-like
Exons: 4
Coding region: 7-828 (273 amino acids)
Biological process (GO): proteolysis
Molecular function (GO): serine-type endopeptidase activity
Source: RefSeq, a predicted model, not a curated record
UCAUCAAUGGAUAGUAUAAUAUCACCGGAAGGGUGUGGUGUGGGCCGCGAGUCAGUGCUGAUGAACGGCCAGUGUUUCCGCUGGUAUGCAAACUAUACACAACAACAGGACAUACAGUUUGGACGAUCGGCCAAACCGGGAGAAGUGCCGUUUGCGGUAUAUAUUCACAAAUAUAAGAAACUAUGGAUAUUUCCUUACGGGGAAAGUAUGUGUUCGGGUUCAAUAUUAAAUAAUCGAUGGAUUAUAACAGCAGCACAUUGUAUAUAUAAAAAUGGUUAUUACGACAAAUCGGCAUUUACUGUAUAUCCCGGCGCCCAAUCACGCAAACACUUACCACUCGGUUAUAGUGUGGACCAGUUGUACGCACAUCCAGACUAUAUAAGUGGUAAUGAAACCAAAUCUGAUAUCGGAUUAAUUAAAUUGAAACAAUGGAUACCACUUCCAACUAAACGACAACCAAUCAGUCUUAUGAAUGCCAUUUGUUUGCCCACUAAUAGUAGUAUUAAAAGUAGUAGUAGUGGUAGAUAUACACCGUCUACUGGUAUAUAUACACCGUCUGAAAAUCUUAAUCAGUUGGCACUGGUAGCUGGUUUCGGUACUUAUGGCAAUCACUUGCAUACUGUUAAUCGUCUACAUAUUGGUUGGGGCGAUUCUGGUGGUCCACUGUAUCAGUAUAUUAACGGUAGGGCAGUGCUCAUUGGUAUCAUUAGUGGCGCUGAAAAAUCUAAUACAAAUUGCUUGAAUCCAAAUGAUUACAAAAAACUAAUAUUAUUUGUACGCAUUUUACCGCAUUUGGAUUGGAUUACAAAUAUUGUAUCUAAUAAUUAG